Messenger RNA from Exophiala oligosperma, 484 nucleotides. Its product is annotated as 3-dehydroquinate dehydratase, type II. The coding region runs from base 1 to 474 and encodes 157 amino acids. Gene Ontology annotation, biological process: quinate catabolic process. NCBI's taxonomy places the organism in Eukaryota, Fungi, Ascomycota, Eurotiomycetes, Chaetothyriales, Herpotrichiellaceae. The transcript has a single exon. The record is from RefSeq and is a predicted model, not a curated record. Gene Ontology annotation, molecular function: 3-dehydroquinate dehydratase activity.
AUGGCCGAGGAGCAACUUAAAAAGAUUCUUCUUAUCAAUGGACCCAACCUCAACCUCCUUGGGACGCGAGAGCCGGCUAUCUACGGGUCAACGACGCUCAAGGACGUGGAGGACUCCAUGUAUCAGCAAGCCAGCAAGUACAACCUCAAGCUCUCAUCAUUUCAGUCGAACCACGAGGGUCACAUUGUUGACCGGAUUCACUCCGCCUACGAAGAGGGCAUCGACGCCGUCAUUAUCAAUCCCGCCGCCUUUACGCACACGUCGGUGGCACUUCGCGAUGCCUUGGCAGGGCUCGAUAUUCCCUUUGUCGAGUUGCACAUCUCGAACGUUCACAAGCGCGAGCCAUUUCGGCACCACAGCUACUUGAGUGACAAAGCUGAGGGAGUCAUUGCUGGACUCGGUGUAUUCGGGUAUAUCGCCGCACUAGAAUAUUGGGCGUGGAAAUUUCGUGGUGGAGCUGCUCUCCCUCAGUAAAUGAACAACA